Messenger RNA from Aspergillus bombycis, 1791 nucleotides. Its product is annotated as ER oxidoreductin. The coding region runs from base 1 to 1791 and encodes 596 amino acids. The record is from RefSeq and is a predicted model, not a curated record. Gene Ontology annotation, biological process: protein folding in endoplasmic reticulum. NCBI's taxonomy places the organism in Eukaryota, Fungi, Ascomycota, Eurotiomycetes, Eurotiales, Aspergillaceae. Gene Ontology annotation, molecular function: thiol oxidase activity; protein-disulfide reductase activity; FAD binding. Gene Ontology annotation, cellular component: endoplasmic reticulum membrane; endoplasmic reticulum. The transcript is spliced from 3 exons.
AUGUCUUCUGCAGCCAAAGUAUUUUAUUUGGCUGUGUUUGCCUUCUUGAGGCUCGCUAAUGCCGAGUCUCAACAUCAUGACCAGAAUACAUGCGCCAUCGACCCUAAAGCCACGGUUUCCGACGCCUGCGUCUCCUACAGCAGCAUUGAUUCGUUGAACGACAAAGUCUACCCUCUUCUCCAAUCUAUAACUCAAGAUACCGACUUCUUCUCGUAUUAUCGGCUUAAUCUCUUCAACAAAGUCUGCCCCUUUUGGUCAGACGAGAAUAGCAUGUGUGGGAACAUCGCAUGCUCCGUUACUACCAUCGAGUCGGAAGAGGAUAUCCCGCUACCAUGGCGCGCAGAGGAGCUAAGUAAGCUCGAGGGCCCGAAGGCCGGUCAUCCUGGGCCCGGGGUUCGGAAGGAAAGACCUGGCGACCGACCACUCCAGGGUAUGUUGGGAGAAGGUGUCGGAGAAAGUUGCGUGGUUGAGUACGAUGAUGAGUGCGAUCAGCGAGACUAUUGUGUUCCGGAGGACGAAGGGGCAAGCGCUAAAGGCGACUAUGUCAGUUUGCUCGAUAAUCCGGAGCGAUUUACGGGAUAUGCAGGAAUGGGAGCCCACCAGGUGUGGAAUGCAAUUUACCGUGAGAACUGCUUCUUGAAGUCGAUACCGGAACAAUUCGAGCUGUCUCCGAAUCCUCAGUUUGGGGAGCUUCAGGCUGUCAAUGACUUGCGCAAUGUUCUCCAGAAGGAGCUGAAGCGCACAGAGGGAUUGCCGCUGGACAAUGAGUGCCUCGAGAAGCGGGUCUUCCACCGGGUUAUCAGCGGUAUGCAUGCAUCCAUUUCGACCCAUCUUUGCUGGGACUAUUUCAACCAGUCUACCGGCCAAUGGAACCCGAAUUUGCAAUGCUUCCAGGAAAGAUUGCAUGAUCACCCGGAGCGAAUUUCGAAUUUGUACUUCAACUACGCCUUGGUGUCCCGCGCCGUCGCGAAAUUACGGAAGCACCUCGAGAAUUAUACAUACUGCACCAGCGAUCCCGUUCAGGACGCAGACACUAAGGAGAAGGUGUCCCUCUUGACUUCGGCUCUCGCAAAUCGGCCCCAGAUUUUCGAUGAGAACCUGAUGUUCCAGGAUCCAAGUGCCAUCGGCUUGAAGGAAGACUUCCGCAACCGGUUCAGAAAUGUGAGCCGCUUGAUGGAUUGUGUUGGAUGCGAUAAGUGCCGACUAUGGGGGAAGCUGCAGGUUAAUGGAUACGGCACGGCCUUGAAGGUCCUGUUCGAGUACGACGAGACCAAGAAUGGAGAAAACCCUCCUUUGCGCAGGACAGAACUUGUGGCUUUGAUCAACACUCUUGGUCGCAUCUCUCACAGUGUGGCGGCUAUUAGGAGCUUCCAUCGUGCUAUGGAUGUGCAAGAUGGAGAGACUCUCACAAUUCCCGCUGACGUGUCGUCAGUAAAGAACCCCGAGGGCAAGACAACAAAACGUCUCAUCAAGGACGGUGGUACGACGUUCUACUAUGAAGAUGAUGAAGACGAUUUCCAGUAUCUUACCGAAAAGCUACCAUGGGAGCGAGCGCCACGAGGCGAGGAUGACGGCUUCCUAGACGACCUCCGUUCCGAGUUUGAGGUUUUUUGGAAUACAUUCGUCUACGUCUUGAGGAGCUGGGCCAAUAUUCCCCAAACCCUAUUUGAAAUUUCUACUCUAGAGUUCAACCGACUCUGGAAUUAUUGGCUGGGACUUCCCGUGCCGCCACGGUCCUGGAAAAUUAAACGGCCCACGGAGCCGGGGAUGCAGAGCCGCGAUGAGCUAUGA